UAUGUGGGUUGUGCUUUGCGCCCCCACAGCGCCCCCUCUGGAUCACUUCUUAAAAACAAAAAGCACUGCCAUAAAUAUUGUCCACAGCUGCAGCGGCCAUCCCACCCCACGAGAAUAGGGUGGCACGCCGUGGUGGACGUCCCUUAUUUUGAUUUCUGAAAGGUGGCAACUCUAACCCAGAACCAAAAGACACUCAAGCUUCAUGAAGUUCUUGAUGAUUCAAUUCAGGUUCAGUUUAGUUACAAUUCAGUUUCGUUUAUUCAUAGAAUAAAUCCGGUUCCAGACUUAUCAAUCAAUCAAUAGCUCAGAUGUCACGGGAUGAAUAUUAAUAUUUUAAAAGUUUAUCAUUAUUAUUUCUGGAUCACUCAACCUCUAGAUGACUGAGCGGCAAAUCCUGACCUUGUAAAUUCUAGCAGAACCGAGCCGAACCUGUCAGUUUCUUUAAGCUGUAGUAGCUUCACCCUGACAGCAGGCGCCGCUGCAGCGCUGACUGUUCAAAUUGUCUGAGGUAGAAGAACAACUGCGUCGCAGUGCGCCUGCCCCGGGAAGCCGCCUGUAGUCCUUGAGGCUGUGCGUGGUUCUGGUUCGACCUGGUUCGGUGUCGCUGUGAUCCAGAUGAUGCGCCUGCUGCUCCGGAGGCUGCGGCGGCUCUCCGCCGCCUCGGAGCGCUCCUUCAGCGGCCUGCCCGCCGCGCAGGUCCGUCGAACCUUUCUGGACUUCUUCCGGGAUCAACACCAACAUCUGCUGGUUCCGUCCGCUCCGGUUCGGCCCAGAGGAGAUCCCAGCCUGCUGUUCGUGAACGCUGGAAUGAACCAGUUCAAGCCGGUGCUGCUGGGCACGGUGGACCCCCGCAGCCAGAUGGCGCUGUGGCGCCGCGUGGCCAACAGCCAGCGCUGCGUGCGGGCCGGAGGGAAACACAACGACCUGGAGGACGUGGGGCGCGACGGGACGCACCACACCUUCUUCGAGAUGCUGGGCAGCUGGUCCUUCGGGGACUACUUCAAGGAAGAGGCGUGCCGCAUGGCGUGGAGCCUCCUCACCGAGCAUUAUGGGAUACCGGCAGACAGGCUGUAUGUGUCAUACUUUGGAGGAGACGCCAGCUCGGGUCUGUCGGCGGACCAGGAGACCCGGGACAUCUGGCUGCACCUGGGGGUUCCUGCGUCGCGUGUGCUUCCGUUCGGUCUGAAGGAUAACUUCUGGGAGAUGGGGGACACGGGCCCCUGCGGCCCCUGCACCGAGAUCCACUACGACCACGUUGGCGGCCGCAACGCUGCGGCGCUGGUCAACGCAGGCGGCGCCGAGGUGGUGGAGAUCUGGAACCUGGUCUUCAUCCAGUACAACAGGGAGGCGGACCACAGCCUGCGGCUGCUGCCCCAGUUCAGCGUGGAUACUGGGAUGGGACUGGAGCGACUGGUCGGCGUUCUGCAGGGGAAGCGCUCCAACUAUGACACGGAUCUGUUCACGCCGCUGCUGGACGCCAUCCACCAGCGGUCGAGGGUGGGGCCUUAUGGCGGCAGGAUGGGCGCGGCGCCGGACGCCCAGGUGGACCGGGCCUACCGAGUCGUGGCCGACCACAUCCGAACCCUGGCGGUCUGCAUCGCCGACGGGGUGCAUCCAGGGAUGUCUGGUGCCGAGUUGGUGCUGAGGAGGAUCCUGAGGCGGGCGGUCCGGUUCUGUGCCGAGGUUCUGCAGGCUCCGCCGGGUUCGCUGGCCAGCCUGGUCCCCACCGUGGCUCAGACUCUGGGCGACACAUAUCCGGAGCUGUUCCGGGAGGCGGACCGGAUCGCCGACAUCAUCAACGAGAACGAGGGUCACUUCCUGUCAUCCCUGCAGCGCGGCAGCCGGCUGAUCCAGAGGACCUGCCUCCGGACGGGCAGCGGCCCCUUCCCUGCGGCGGUGGCGUGGUCUUUGUACCGGGACCUGGGCUUCCCUCUGGACCUGGUGGACCUGAUGCUGGAGGAACGCGGCAUCCAGGUGGACCGCCAGGAGCUGGACCGCCUCGUCUCCCACGAGCAGAAGGAGCUGAUGUCAGUGGUGAUGUCACCUGCCCAGAUGCGGGCGGAGCAGCAGGCGGACUCGCGGCCCCGCCUCCUGCUGGACGUCCUGAGCCUGGCGGCGCUGCAGCGUGCCGGCGUUCCUCACACCGACGACGGCCCCAAGUACCGCUACCACCUGGAGAACGGCCGAUACGUGUUCCCAGCAUGCCAAGCGACGGUCCUGGCUCUGUACGACGGCAGGUCGCUGGUUCCGGAAGUCGGCCCGGGUCGGCGCUGCGGAGUGAUUCUGGACCGGACCUGCUUCUACUCGGAGCAGGGCGGCCAGUCGCAUGACCGCGGCUACCUGAUGCGCGACGGGCUGCAGGAGGUUCUGUUCUCAGUGGAGGCGGUGAACCGGGCCGGAGGAUACGUGGUCCACCAGGUGACGGUUCCGGACCACCUGAGAACUGGAGACCAGGUGGAGCUGCACCUGGAUCAGGCCCACCGGCUGUCCUGCAUGGUGAAGCACACGGCGACCCACAUCCUGAACUUCGCCCUGCGGUCGGUUCUGGGUCGGUCCGUCCAGCAGAGAGGUUCUCGCAUCUCGGCCGACCGCCUGCGCUUCGACUUCAGCGUGAAGGGUCCGCUGAGCUCCGUCCAGCUGCAGCAGGUGGACAGGUGCAUUCGUGACGUCAUCUCUGCCAAUCAGGACGUCCACACCCUGGAGGUCCCUCUGCGGCUCGCCGGAGCCAUCCAGGGCCUGAGGACGGUGGACGAGGUGUAUCCGGACCCGGUCCGCGUCGUUUCGCUGGGUGUCCCAGUCUCUGAGCUGCUGGACGGCGGGACGGACAGAGAGACGUCUGUGGAGCUAUGCUGCGGGACCCACCUGCUGCAGACCGGCUCCAUCCAGGAUCUGGUGAUCGUCUCUGAGAAGCAGCAGGUGAAGGGGAUCAGCCGGAUCGUCGCAGUAACGGGUCAGGACGCUGUCCAGGCAAGGGACAUGGGACGCGCGUUGACCCAGGAAGUGGACUCUCUAUCAGCUAGACUGUCAGGCUCCUCCCCCUUCAGCCUAGGCUCCGCCCUCCAGUUCUCCAAGGAGGCCGGCGCCCUGUCUGAUGCUGUGGACAACAUGCCCGUCCCCCAGUGGCAGCGCCGAGAACUGCAGGUCCGGCUGCGGGCCACGCUGCGCUCCAUCAGCACCGCCAUCAGGAAGCUGGAGGCUCGGCAGGCUGCUGAGAGAGCUGCGCUGCUGCUGCGGCGGCGCGGACAAACGGAACUGCUGGUGGACGCCGUGGAGACGGACUCGCCGUCGGUUCUGAUGAAGACCGUCAACCAGCUGAGCGCCGCCGCCCCCCUCAGUCACGUGAUGUUGCUCGCUCACCAAAGGCAUUCUGGGAAAGUUUUCUGUGCCUGUCAGGUUCCCAAGGACUCACCGGCCCUCGCUGCCUCUGAUUGGGCGGUGGCCGUGUGCCGCCGCCUAGGAGGGAACGCUGGGGGAUCAGCGCUGGUUGCCAAGGGAACCGGAAGCAGCAGUGACAUCACAGAGGCCCUGAGGUUUGCCAAAGACUUUGCCCUCAAGAAGGCAGGGCGAUGAUGUCACAGGCUCCGCCCCCAGGAGGCGUGCUGUGAUUGGACCGAGAGAUUUCUUUGUUUUAGAAGGAAUAAAGGCAGAACUGACUUGAUUUUAUU
Messenger RNA from Poecilia latipinna (sailfin molly), 3665 nucleotides. RefSeq names its product alanyl-tRNA synthetase 2, mitochondrial (putative) (gene aars2). The coding region runs from base 616 to 3570 and encodes 984 amino acids. The record is from RefSeq and is a predicted model, not a curated record. Gene Ontology annotation, cellular component: mitochondrion; cytoplasm. NCBI's taxonomy places the organism in Eukaryota, Metazoa, Chordata, Actinopteri, Cyprinodontiformes, Poeciliidae. The transcript has 22 exons. Gene Ontology annotation, molecular function: ATP binding; aminoacyl-tRNA deacylase activity; alanine-tRNA ligase activity. Gene Ontology annotation, biological process: alanyl-tRNA aminoacylation.